Messenger RNA from Panicum virgatum (switchgrass), 2252 nucleotides. RefSeq lists its product as uncharacterized. The coding region runs from base 723 to 2102 and encodes 459 amino acids. The transcript has 2 exons. Lineage: Eukaryota; Viridiplantae; Streptophyta; Magnoliopsida; Poales; Poaceae. The record is from RefSeq and is a predicted model, not a curated record.
UAAGAAGAAGAGAACGACGCAACCAACCACCAACGGAUUGCUGGUGCUGCAUAUUUCUCCCUCUCUUCUCUUGCUGGCCUUAACAAGCAGUGCUUGAGCUCGUCCGUUGUCCAAAUCUUUGAGGGGUACGCAGACAGUGCUGACAAGUUUGUAGCGGACGUGGAGUCCGCCUGCCCAUUCCGCCGCGACACCUUCUUCCCCUACCCAUUUGUCAGGAAACUUCUUGAAGGGAAAUAUCUCAGCUAUGAGAGGGUGAAAGGAAUUUGGUUCCGAUUGAUGGCUCCAACCGGGACAAAAGCCCCCCUCCCUCCCCCGCUGGCCCGGCUAGCCGUUGGACCCGAGACUAAAGCACUCUUUGAUCGCGGGUCUAAAGACAGCCGGGACAAAUGACUUGGACCAAAAAACUAUUCUGUAGUAGUGUUUCGCCCUCCUUGCUAGUAGAGUUGUCCACUUCUAUAUAAUUAAGCAGCUCAGCUCGUCCGGUAAGAAGAAGAGAACGACGCAACCAACCACCACACACCUCCUCCUUCCUUCUCUGGAUAUCAUUCACACCACCUCGCUCCCCUUCAUCCCAUCAUCACCUGCCUACCUUAGGUGUUGUCUGAUCACCAUCAGUUGGUGGGUGUGAUUAUUCGCAGGACGCACGCUGCAAUAAUAAAACUGAGAUCAUGUACCUUGUUUUGCCUGUCCGGCAGAUCAGCUUGUGACCACUGUCCUCUCUAAUGGGGGAAAUGGUGGCUUCGGCUCUUGCUCAGGAGGGCGUGAGCAGGGUGUCCUCGUUCAUCUCAACCAAGCUCGAUGACAGGGCGUCCGGAUCUCACAACGUCGCGAGGCUGGAGAUGGCACUCUCUCGCUUGGAGUUUGUCCUUGAGUGGGCCAGGAAGCGGCCAAUCACAUACGUCUCCCUCAUCCGUCGCUGGGGCAUGUUCAGUCGCGCCUACAACGAGGGAGUUGAUCUGCUCAACAAGCACAAGCUGCCAGCAGCGCUCGAAGGCCACGCAGAAACAGGGCAAGUGGUGGUAAGGAGUUCCUACUACUACCUCCAACGGAUUGCUGGUGCUGCAUAUUUCCCCUUCUCUUCUCUUGCUGGCCUGAAAAGGCAGUGCUUGAGCUCGUCCGUUGUCCAAAUCUUUGAGGGGUACGCAGACAGUGCUGACAAGUUUGUAGCGGACGUGGAGUCCGCCUGCCCACUCCGGCGCGAUACCUUCUUCCCCUACCCAUUUCUCAGGAAGCUUCUUGAAGGGAAAUAUCUCAGGUACUAUAGGUGGGUGAAAGGCCAACUGCUCUGGUUUGAUAUAUAUCCUGUGGUUUGGGAAGGGCGUGGCGUGGAGGCAUGUCUAUGGUAUGAGUGUUUCGAUCCCGAGAGGUUAGAUAAAAGUUUCAGCCUUGCCUUAAUGCUACGGCUGUCGGAAAGCACGGACAUAGUUGGGACUGCUAUAGAUUGCGUGCGGUCAUCCGCAUCACUGCUCAACCUUCCAGCUCAAGAAGCAAUAAUUGGACAUCUCACCCAAGUGCGUAAUUUACAGGAGAUUUCAGAUUCGUAUGCUCCUCCCUCUGUUAGCUUUGAAAAAACUUUCGCUUCGCUUAGUACAGUCUUGCGCCCGGAUCCACUAUGUUGCCAACCAAAUGGGCAUGGGCCUAGUGCUAACUAUUCAUUGGGGUUAUCGCAUUUAUUCCAAGAGCAAACUAUUCAUUUCAGUUUCAGUUGUUAUGUCUCAGCACUAGAGUACAACUUGCCUCGCGCAUCCGACGAGGCUGGUGGUAGAAACAUCGUGGUAGAUCUGACACCUCUUAAGCUGGAUGUUGGCUUCACACCUCAUGUCGACCCGAUAUGCAACAGUUGUGUAACGGAGGCCAUCGGAAGCAAAAGAGAAUGGUUUCCAUUAGGUACCAUAGAACAAACAGUUGAUAUGACAAGAUCAAGAUCAGUUGAAUUUCUCAUCCGUCAGCCUGAGGUGAAGGAUUAUAGGGUGUACUGGAUCUCUAGACAUGGUACUGCAUGCUUUAGGAUGGAAAAGCAAAGGAUCGCCAAGGCAGCCGUGCCCAAAGCCAGCGGCAGGUACAAUACCCGGAGUGCAGCUGCAAAGAGAAAGCGGUCGUAGAAGACUUGGUCUUGUCAACUAGUACCUAGCAUAUAUAUCGUGUGUUUCUUUUACUGAAUGUAACGAGCAGGUGCUCUGCUGCUGUUUGUGAAAUGAAGAAAUGUAUUAUUUUUGCAUUACUUUUUCUUGUGCGAAGUACUGCAUUAUAUU